Hypoxylon trugodes is the source of this 816-nucleotide messenger RNA. RefSeq lists its product as uncharacterized. Bases 1 to 816 code for a protein of 271 amino acids. The transcript has 2 exons. Lineage: Eukaryota; Fungi; Ascomycota; Sordariomycetes; Xylariales; Hypoxylaceae. The record is from RefSeq and is a predicted model, not a curated record.
AUGUCUGAGCCUUUCAUGGCUCAGCUCUUAGGUGAUUCAUUCCAGGAAGAUAGCCCCUCCGUUCACGAGCUCUGUCAAUCGGACCCAACUUGGCCGCCGAGUCCUAGUCGUUUCCCUCCGUCGUUAGAAGACGAUACCAACUCGACGGAUGACGAUGACGCCGACGCCCAGUGGCCUCAAGAAAAUCCUUUAAUGUAUUUCCUUACACCGCCAACACCAGGGAAUGAAGAUCUUGAGUUUGAUUUUGAAUUUGAUGCCGGGAUAGAAGACUCAAACCGGCCUCGCGAAAUCAUUCGGACUGUAUCUCCGUCCACUCUCGAUGGUCUUAGGAAGUAUAAACCCAAAGACAAAUUAGCAGAUUGUGCUGUUUUGGACGAUGAUGACGAUGAUGACGAGGAAGAUUAUAUCCGAUUCCAUCCACAUGGUCAUACGUCUCUACCAUUUGGGUUUGAAAAGUUCUUCGACCAAACGCGGUCCACUGCUACUAUUACAACUCAAACUACCGAGGCCUUAUUAUCCCCGGCCUCGUUUCACGUCGGGUCACCGAAGGGGCGCCCAUCGAAGCGUUUCGCACCACCACGACGUGCUCUUAGGGGAAGAUCACCUACUCAGUCGCUACAACGGCGCCAUUCAUGGCGUGAACCAAGUCCCGACGUUUAUUCUAUCGAGGAGGAACCAGAAAAGGAAACGAUGAGUGAGAUGGGGUUAAGCAUCGAAGACCUCACUGACGAUCAAGAUAAGAAAACGCAACCAAUAGAUAUACCGGCUGCAAAGCCACGGAAGAAGGUUCGGUUCGUGUUACCGGUUAAGGAUUAA